Messenger RNA from Aspergillus novofumigatus IBT 16806, 1217 nucleotides. RefSeq lists its product as uncharacterized. Bases 321 to 1136 code for a protein of 271 amino acids. The record is from RefSeq and is a predicted model, not a curated record. Lineage: Eukaryota; Fungi; Ascomycota; Eurotiomycetes; Eurotiales; Aspergillaceae. The transcript has 2 exons.
CAGGACGCAUUUAAUGGUUCAGUUAGCUCGGCCUCGGUUGGUUUGACAGUUCCACGUCGGAUCAGCGCAACACGAGGCGCACACAGCCUUGCGGAGGCAAGUUGCACACUCCUGACUCAUGAGUCUCGACACCUCGUAUUUCUGGAAGCCUGAGCUGCCUGUUAGCAGAUCAGCACCGCCACAACAGUGCAUUGGAGUAAUUUCUCUCGCUGCUGAUCCAAGUCACAUAAGUCUUCACAUCAAUACAAUAAGAAUUAUAAGACCACAAUUUACGCAACCAGACCGCCAGCAAACAACCACACAGAAGUCUCCCGCGCAAAAUGUCUAUCCCGAAACCACCCAACAACGCGCAACGCCAGCGCCUCGCCGCCGAAACUCUCUCACUAACCGAGUACGUCAUCAAAGCAACAACAGGCGCCUCGCAGGCCUCCCGCGCCCACCCUCACCUCCUCCCACCUAUCAAACCCAUCUCCAACAGCGCAACCCAGAAACCCCAGCUCAGCGUCACAGGCCAGGACAGCUUCACCGCUGCGCGGGACAUCCUGCAGCGCACCGCCGGCAGAGCCAGAGUGGGUGUUCUCAAUAUGGCGAGCGAGCGGAAUCCCGGCGGAGGGUGGUUGAACGGGGCGCUGGCGCAGGAGGAGGCGCUCUGUCUGCGGAGUACCUUGGCGGCGACGCUUGACCGGAAGUACUACCCGCUGCCGGUGUAUGGGGCUGUGUGGUCGCCUGCUGUGGUGGUCUUCCGCGAUGAGGUUGCGAGUGGGUGUCGGCUGUACCGGGACGAGGAGAAGUAUCUUGUUGGGGUGGUGAGUUUGGCGGCGUUGAGGAGGCCGGCGUUGACGGCUGAUGGGAGGCAUUUUGCCAAUUCGAAUGAUGGGUUGGUUGUGAAGAACAAGAUGCGCCAGGUCUUCCGGGUUCUUGCUGAGAAUGGAAUCUCGCACUGUGUGCUUGGGGCGAUGGGCUGUGGGGCGUUCAGAAAUCCGCCGUAUGAGGUUGCCAGGAUUUACAAGGAGGUUUUGCAGGAGACGGAGUGGGAUGGAGUGUUUGAAGAGAUUGUCUUUGCGGUGCUGGAUACGAAGGGGGAAUCCAACUAUACCAUAUUCAAGAAUGUCCUGCUGCCUCAGGGUGGUAGAUGAGCAGGAACCUAUUUAUAUAACUCUUGUGUUAUGACGAACGAUUCUGGAUCGGCCAGACCGAUCCUGUAUUCAAAACAAGAG